CUAAGCGAACGCACCCAUUGUAACGAGGGGCAGUGCAGUGGAUCUGGAGACGCGGGGUCAUUUAAAAAUAGCCUUUUGAAAUUUCGCUGUAGCACCAGGCCUACAUAAACAGGCAUAACAAAAGAUGGAGAAGAAUUUCCAUUCAUAAUUGUUCGUGUGCUAUUGAGUUGGUGCAUGGAACAAGGUCAGUUGCUGCUUGCUUAAACUAUGUGCAUGUCAGGUUCACGCGUUACAAAACCCAGCUAAGUUCUCUUAACUCUCCACGGAGGCCUAGAAACUUAAUCGGAACCGACCUGAGCAUGCCUUCGUACAAGCUUCUGUACUUUGAUACCCGUGGUCGGGCUGAGGCCACACGGAUGCUGUUUGCUUUGGCAAAACAGGAAUUUGAAGACGUAAGAAUUACGAAGGAGGAAUGGCCUAAAAUUAAACCGACCACUCCUCAGGGCCACAUUCCGGUGUUGGUGGUUGAUGGUAAAGAACUUCCUCAGAGCGCUGCUAUCGAAUCAUUUGUCGCCAGGGAGUUUGGGUUGUAUGGCUCCAACAACUGGGAGGCAGCCCAAAUUGACGUUGUUCUGGAAACACUCAAAGACGUGAUUGAUCCUAUGAUCAUGCCAGUUAUGUUCGAGCGAGACCAGGCCAAGCAGGCUGAAAACGCCAAGAAUUACUAUGAGAAUGUCGCGCCCCAUCAUUUAACGAACCUUGAGAACCUCCUUAAAAAGAACAAGGAUGGGAAUGGAUACUUCAUGGGUGAUAAGGCGUCUCUGGCUGAUAUCAUCUUCUUCGUCACCAUGGGGUGGUUCGAGACGCCACCCUUCGCCAACAAAGGCCUGGAACACUACCCUAAGCUAGUCGCGCUGAGAGAUCGCCUGGCGACCAAUGACCUCGCGAAGUAUCUCGCAGAGCGCCCUCAAGUCUACUGGAUCUACGAUUGAACGAUCAGAAGAGAGGCACAGGAAGAUUUCCUCAGUUCUCCAAGAAGAUCUCAUCAUGAUAAUCCUACCUUAGCCUAAAUAUAUAUACAUGUAUCUAUUGUCUGUUAUCAUCGCCACUUCUCAAAUUCAAUGCUGCGUGCCACAUAAUCUUACGUGUUACAGUUGAACCUCGUUAAUGAGAGCACUGUUUAUACAAGAUUCUGUUUAUAGCAAGGAAGAUGUUAGAUCCCAAUCCUUUGUUUUUCAUUGUCUUAAUUCCUGAUAAUACAAGGUUUCUGUUAUAACAAGGUAAUUUGCCAAGUUCGUAGGACCUCUUAUUAACAAGGUUCGACUGUAUAUUGCACAUUGGAGAAAAGUGCCUUUUCAAGGACAGCUUGACCUCAAAUAGUUAGUAUUUGUACAACGCAGGAAUAUGCAUUUGAAACUGCAGUUGUAAGGAUAAGAUGUGGUGGAGCAAAAUCCGCCUGUAAGGUUUGAGACCAUUAAACUGGCUUCCACGGUUCAAUUUAUUUUGAUGCAAACCAUCAAAAUGCACCUUGGUGCCUCGGUUAACCUUAUUUUCAACUUUUAUUUCACUGUUUCAAAGGGUAUGUUGCUGCUUUUUUACUUUCUAUGCGAAUGAGUAUUUUCAAAUUCAUGAGCAAAACUGUGAUGUCAUCCCAGGAAGAAAGCCUAAAUGUUGUAAUGGUUUGUACGCAAAAAGUCCUGAUGCGCAUUUGUAGAUUUUGCUGGACUAACUUUUCUCUUCGUUGCUGAUUUAUUGUUUUUAUGUGCAUAGCAAUAAGUGAGCACCAGUGUUUCUUCAAGGAAAUGUUUUCAGAAAGUAAAAUCCGGGUUCACAAUUUUAAUAGAAAAACCCAUGCAAUGAACUUUGUUUUCCCUGGAUGACAUCACAGCAACAGCGCCCUCCGUCGUCCAGGAAAGCACGAAUAAUUUUAAGUGUUUCAAAAAGUGCACUUUUCAGUGCAUUUAACCAAAUGUGAGUGUAAACGAGUGUUCAUACAUUGGAGAAGAGUACAAAGUUGCAGAAAUUCACUGCGGCUGCCCUUUAAUGCAAAAAACAUUCUGCAAGUUAACAUAGCAGUUGUACUGAAAUAAUUCCCCGAAACGGUCUGCAUUGUAAAUGCAUGUAUUUUAUGUGCAGAUAUCAUUAUUCUUUUUGAGGGGAAACAGGCGAAUUUUUGUUAUUCCAUGAGAAAUUUAUUUGUAAUUUACUAAUUUUAAUUUUCAAUUGAAGCGGGCAUGAUUUCCAGCAUAGAAUGUCACCGUAAUGAAACUACACGUUUCGAGUUCGACGUUGUUUGACUCGUCCUUUUGGUUAAGUUGCUUUUCAGGAGAUGAGGAUACAAACGAAAUUUAAUUACAAUCAUGAAAAAGUGUC
Acanthaster planci (crown-of-thorns starfish) is the source of this 2313-nucleotide messenger RNA. Its product is annotated as S-crystallin SL11-like. Gene Ontology annotation, molecular function: glutathione transferase activity. Gene Ontology annotation, biological process: glutathione metabolic process. The record is from RefSeq and is a predicted model, not a curated record. NCBI's taxonomy places the organism in Eukaryota, Metazoa, Echinodermata, Asteroidea, Valvatida, Acanthasteridae.